Molecule: messenger RNA, 1955 nt
Organism: Didymella exigua CBS 183.55
Lineage: Eukaryota; Fungi; Ascomycota; Dothideomycetes; Pleosporales; Didymellaceae
Product: MFS general substrate transporter
Exons: 5
Coding region: 321-1955 (544 amino acids)
Biological process (GO): transmembrane transport; carbohydrate transport
Cellular component (GO): membrane
Molecular function (GO): carbohydrate:proton symporter activity
Source: RefSeq, a predicted model, not a curated record
AGAUUACGAACACUCCGCUUUUCAUCCCAACCUGAAUCUGGAGUCUAAUCUGUAGUGAGUUGUGGACCAAACGCCCAGCAUGCAUGCUUCCUCAUGGGGCUGCAGAUUCGUAACGUGAACUUGGAGUGACAAGCUUUUGUAACGUCGAUCUAGACGGAGGCAUGCCCUCCGCUUCGUUGCUGCUGCAAGAGGGUGCAAGUGCAAAUGCCUGAGUGAGAUCGUUCAAAUGUGACAGUGAUUCCGCCACGGGAUCUGAGAGACCACGGAUUCUUGUAUCUCGAUUCGGACCCCACAACUGCCGAGAGCAAUUGACAGCUGCCAUGGCGCCGCAAGAGAACAUCAGGUCUUUCCAUCAUGAUGUGACUGACGAAAAGAUUGGUGUCCUGACGACUGAGGAAGUUGUCGUCCAGCGCAUAACAGAUGAGGAUCUUCUUCGUAUAUCAAGGGAGGCGAUGCCGAAGUUCUGGACAGCGACAGGAUUCAGGAUCUGCCUCAUCAUCUUUCUGCAAGGCUGUAAUCAGGCUGGCUAUGGUGUCGACUGGGCAGUUAUUAGCGGCAUCAAUGCGUACCCGGCAUGGCACAAAUUCUUCGACAUCGAAAUCGACGGCGUCAAGUUUGCCCACAUUACAGCCUUGAUGCGAAUUGGUACUGUCGUCGGUGCUCCAUUCCUGGCACUCAACGACAAGAUUGGUCGCCGUGGAGUGAACUUCCUUGGUAACUUUCUCGUCAUAUGUGCUGCGCUCAUGCAAGCGCUCGCUCCCAAUAUGUCGUGUUUCAUGGCUGGUCGAUUCUUCUUAGGCUUCGGAAGUGCACUUAUGUCGUCCCCUCAGUACAUCGCAGAAGUUGCACCCGUCCACCUUCGAGGACGCAUCGUCGGUUUGUUUGGCGCCUGUUUCCAGAUUGGCAGUGUGGCCAUGAACGCUGGGAUGAUUGGAACUACCAAAAUGGCCGAAAGCGACACAAAUAACUGGUCGUGGCGUCUCCCACUGCUCUUACAGACGUUCUUCCCCGCCAUAGUCUGCUCGCUCAUCUACUUCAUCACCCCGGAAAGCCCCAGGUAUUAUAUGCUGCGAGGCCAGCGUGAGAAGGCAAGGCAGGUAAUUGCCAAGUAUCAGACCACGUCCGGAUCUUUGGAUGAACCGAUAGUCGAUAUAGUCACCGCGCAGAUCGAGGAGUCCCUCGAGACUUCUCGCGCAGGCUUCAAACAGUCUUGGAACUUCGCCGUCUUCGUCACUAAGACCGUCCGUUACCGAUUACUAGUCUUGAUUCUCUACUCGAUGUUCCAGUCAUGGAACGGCGGAGGUAUUGUGUCGUACUACCUCACACCGGCGCUCAAGACAGUCGGGGUAACCAAGCCCAUAACUCAGCUCGGAGUGAAUCUUGGUCUGACCGCGACCUAUUUCGUGUUCACCGCCAUUGGUGGAUGGUUCGUAGAUUACUUCAGGCGCCGAACACUGAUCUUUGCUGGCCUGGUUGGCAUUGUUCUCAUGCAGACAGCGGCCACGAUAACCUCCUGGCAGUAUAGCUUGAAACCAUCCAGCGCAACAUCGGCUCUUACAAUCAUGUGGAUGUUCAUGUUCCAAGUCAUCAGCGCCACAUUCAUCGCAACCAUGCACAACCUUUACCCGGUCGAGAUCCUAUCUUUGCCUCUACGCGCAAAGGGUAUGGGUCUGUAUGGUGUAAUUCAAGGCGCGUGCGGUGCCAUCGAAGCGUACGGAAUUUCAAUCGGCAUCUCCAAGGUGGGUUACAAGAUCUGGUGUGUAUACAUUGUAUACAACAUGCUCCAGCUAGUUGCAUCCUACUUUGUAUUCCCGGAGACGAGCAAAUUGAGUUUGGAGGAAAUCGAUGCUGUGUUCGAGACGCCUGGUGUAGCGCCCGUGAAAAUGUCGCUUGACAUCCAGAAAGCGAAGAAGGAGAAGGUGAGACUCGAUAGAGAAGCGGGUAUUAUCAACUGA